AUGUUGAUUGUAGUGACUCACGUUACACUGCUUCUUGUGCCGCAGGUAUGGGGUGAGACAAUGGCCCCUGGCAAAUCAGAUGGAAGAAGAGAAUUUGGUCUCAUUUUCAGUCGCAAUAAUGCAGGCGCAAGUGGAGCAGAAAGUUAUGCAUUGGCCGAUUCGAUGCUAGAAUGUAUUGGAGUUGUGCGCGGCCUCCUCGUCACAGCUGGAAUUCACCUAGAGCCCCGUGUAAGGGCCAUCGGUCGGUGUCCUCCAGGAGCACCAUCCACUCUAAUAACUCUCUGUUCCACCGAUAUCCCCGUGUUUCCUUCGGAGGUGGGAACCGUCGAGGAAUUGCAGAAUCAACUGCUAUCAAAACUUAAGACUGAACACAGACCAAAUCUUGGGUUGCAUUUAAAUCUGGCCAUUCGGAAGGUCUCACCAGUUGUCGACACCAGCUCUGGUAUCAUAUACGCAAACACAUAUUGUGCCCAAUGUCAUAAUAUUUCUUCCAGUAAACGAGUAAAGCGGCUUCCUAAACAACUACUUUGUACCCUCCAGAAUGGAAUCACAAAGUGUUUUGUUAAGGCAGAAAUGCCGGAAAGCGCUAGCUUCUGUGACCCAGAUACACAAAUCUUACGAGCAUUCUUCACCUGGGACUCUAUAUUUACCCUACCUGACGAAGACGAAGCGAAUACGGAGAAGUCUUGGACAAGGACUGUUUUAGAGUUGUUUCAAUGGAUCUGCUGCUCCUUUUCAAUGCUAACGCUGGUUAUCGCCAUCUGCGUUUUUUCCACCUCUGCACGAUUAAGAAGACCACUUCCAGGCAAAAUGAUGAUUGCGCUCUGCUGCACCCUCCUUGGUGCGCUAGUAGCCUUCCUUCUCGCUAGUGGCGCUAUGGACUUAUUCAUUGUGCCUCUCCGACCAAUGUGCGUUACCUUUGCCUCUCUACUCCAGUUCCUCCUUCUCGCUGCUUUCGUUUGGAUGGCCAUUUUCGCUGUGGAAUUGUUUCGCACUUUCGGUCUCACUCGGAUGUUUCGACAUGCUUUUCUUUGCUACUGUUGCAGGAGAGUAAGAGAGAGAAAAACCAAAGCAAUGCGCAAAUCGUGGUUUUAUCAACCAACAAAAGCUCAAUUUACUCAGCGUGAAAUGGACUUGAAUGCCAUAUUUCACCACGGUUUUGCCUUGGAAUUGAAUUUUAUGCUCCCUUUUGAUGGUGUUAGCUUCCAACAGUUGAAUGAGUAUGCAGUUGAACUGGAGGAUAUGAUGCUUCGUGCGCGUGGCUCUGACCCAAAUCCCAGCAGGCGUUUCAAGCGCCAAGUACUUGUAGCCAGCAUGCUACCCUUCUGUUUCAUCAUUCCCACCUUAAUUAUCAACGAAUAUGUCCACCUGUGUCUGAAAUCAUUGAACGAGACCAGUGCUAGUAGCAAUUGGUCCCUCAGUUUUCAAGAGUCGAAACUUGGAUCUGUUCUACACCGUCUCAAUCCAGGCUUCUGCCCCGCCAACGAUCCGAACUACGCCUGGUUUAAGGGACAUUACGUAGGCCUUCUGGUGUGGUUCCUUAUACCCGCAGGAAUCACGAUUUGCUUUAAUCUUUUUGCUCUCAUCAUUGUGUGCAUCCAAAUCUGUCGACUCAAACGAGAGGCCCGACUGUCACCUGGAACUGCAAGUCCACAGUUCGAUGGGCAUAUGAAGCCCUCUAAGUCUAUCAUCGCAGUGUGCACGAAAUUGGCCGUUAUUUUGGGCGCCAGUUGGUUCAUCCAACUUCUCGCGGGCAUAUGCCCCCAUCUGCAGGUGCUUAGACAAUUGGCCGGUUUAGCAAAUAGUGCUCAGGGCGGUAUAAUCGCAGUCUCAAUGUUGGCAAGCUCGAAGGCUCGUCGCGUGAUGGCACAGAGGCUUCCUUCAAAGUGCUGCGAGGCUUUGGGCGUCAGCCAACCUAGUUCACGCUGCACCCAGGAAAUGACCACCUCCAGCAAGUCCAGGUCACGUCUGACGGGUCAACCCAACUCGCAGACUACCAGCCUAAUUCAAAAUGCCGCCUCCUAA
This is a messenger RNA of Hydatigera taeniaeformis, 2025 nucleotides long. The record is from the annotation of a GenBank genome assembly. NCBI's taxonomy places the organism in Eukaryota, Metazoa, Platyhelminthes, Cestoda, Cyclophyllidea, Taeniidae.